UGCCGGAUACGGUGCCAGGUCGAGCAAAGAAUGGAGGUCGAGCCGACGGUCGCGGACGCCCACGACGACGCCGAAGCAUGGCUCGUCGACGUCAAGAAGAUGCACAAGGAGCUCAUGAAGCAUGAGCUGGCGUGGCCCUUUCUCGAGCCUGUGGACCCCGUCAAGCUCAACAUCCCCACGUACUUUCAGAUCAUUGAGCGGCCAAUGGACCUCGGGACGAUCCAGGGCCGGCUCCAGCUCACAGCGUCCGGCGACGACCACGACGAGAUGGUCAAUGUGUUUGGGCCGCCCGCGGCCAUGACGACGUACGGCUGCAUCGACGAGUACAAGAACGACCUGCUGCUUGUGUUUGACAAUGCGAUCAAGUUCAACGGCGACGAUGGCCGCAUCGAGUCGGUCGGGAACAUGGCCAAGCGCAUGCGCCAGCAUGUCUUGGCGCGUCUUGCGUCGCAGUUUACGGACGCAAGCUUGACAUGGGAAGAAAAGGUCGAGCUCAACUUGCUCCAAAAGAAGAUCGCGGACGCCAAGGCCCAGGGCGUGCGGGAGCGCUGGAAGAAGGAGUCGUUCGUCGCGCGAUGGAACCGGCAGAAGAUCGAGUUUCGGAACGAAGUCGCCAUGCAGGCCAGUCCGUAGCGGCGAAUACAUGACGUACUA
Saprolegnia parasitica CBS 223.65 is the source of this 654-nucleotide messenger RNA. RefSeq lists its product as hypothetical. NCBI's taxonomy places the organism in Eukaryota, Oomycota, Saprolegniomycetes, Saprolegniales, Saprolegniaceae. The coding region runs from base 31 to 633 and encodes 200 amino acids. Gene Ontology annotation, cellular component: chromatin; nucleus. The record is from RefSeq and is a predicted model, not a curated record. The transcript has 3 exons. Gene Ontology annotation, biological process: chromatin remodeling; regulation of DNA-templated transcription.